Rhizoctonia solani is the source of this 1026-nucleotide messenger RNA. Its product is annotated as 3-oxo-5-alpha-steroid 4-dehydrogenase. The transcript is spliced from 8 exons. Lineage: Eukaryota; Fungi; Basidiomycota; Agaricomycetes; Cantharellales; Ceratobasidiaceae. The record is from RefSeq and is a predicted model, not a curated record. Gene Ontology annotation, molecular function: oxidoreductase activity, acting on the CH-CH group of donors. The coding region runs from base 1 to 1026 and encodes 341 amino acids. Gene Ontology annotation, biological process: very long-chain fatty acid biosynthetic process.
AUGGUCUCGGUCAAACUUCAAGCAGCAAGUUCUCGUCCGCUGGCCAUUGCCAAGAACCUCCCAUCCACUUUGGAAUUUCCAGGAAAAACUCUGGAGACGAUCACUAUUGGAGAGAUCAAACAAGCCAUCGCGAAACAAUGUCCUCAGUUCUAUACGGAUAGACAACGGAUAACAGCAUCAGCUCCCGUAAAAACAACUGAUAAAAAUGCAAAGGUGGCCAGACCCAAAGCGUUAGCGGACAAAACAACUUUGCAAGAGGCAGGAUUAGACGCGUCGAGUAACACACUCUAUGUCAAGGAUCUCGGUACACAAGUCAGCUACCGAACGGUCUUUAUUGUUGAAUAUAUUGGUCCGCUCUUGAUCCAUCCAGUGGUAUAUCAUCUACCGAAGCUCAUCUACGGGAAAGACGUACAACAUAGCCAACUGCAAACUGUUGCAUACACGUUGGUCAUGCUUCACUUUCUCAAACGUGAGCUAGAGACGAUAUUUGUCCACCGGUUCUCCCAUGCGACCAUGCCCGUCGGAAAUCUCUUCCGAAACUCAGCUCACUACCACUUGUUGUCCGGUCUACUUUUGUCACUCGCACUUUAUGGGCCCUGGUACUCUCAAGGAUCGCUGUCCGCCAAACACACAUCUGCUGCUCCAAGUGUCCUCCUGGGGUGGGGCUGGCCGAGCAAUGACACCGCUAGUUUGUUAAAAUGGAUCAUCAUCUGGACUUUUGCGGAACUUUCCAACUUCCAUGCUCAUUUGACCCUACGCAACCUCCGCCCAGCCAAUAAUCCAACGGCCCGUGGGAUUCCGCGUGGUUACUUGUUUGAAUAUGUUUCAUGCCCGAAUUAUACAUUCGAGAUUUUGGCGUGGAUCGCAUUUACAUUCAUGACUAAAAGCUGGGCAUCUCUUAUUUUCAUCAUCGCUGGUACCACUCCCAUGGUUAUCUGGGCCAUCAAAAAACACAAGGCUUACCGGCGCGAAUUUGGAUCUGAAUAUCCUCGUAACCGAAAAAUCAUUGUCCCAUUCUUGUUCUGA